AUGCACUUCAACAUAUUUGUAGAAGGAGAAUUCAACAAUGUCAAGGGAGUUUUCAUUGAUCAGUCGUAUCCACUGAGGAUUCAAUGCACUAACUGCGGGUCACCCCACGAGAAGUCUGUUGUGUUAUCUGAAGACAGCGUUGGAGAGGGAGACUUUGGAGAAAAAGUCAACCUGAGUAUCACUUGCCGAUGCUGCAGAAGAAUUAUGACACUGAAAAUUUUGAAGUUGAAGGAGGGAAGGGAGGUAAAGAAGCAUCUACUUCCCACAAACUUUGAGGAUGAGUUCAAAGAAGUGUGGCUUUCAGAUAUGCAGAAAAGUAGGUUUUUAGUAUCUAGGAUCGAAACCAACGGGGCUGAGGUGACGUCCAUCGAGUCCUGCAUCCUUAACCUAGUUUCCAACCAGGAUGUGCUGUUUACAAACGUGAACUUCGAAGAUAGAACAGUAGCAAAGUGCAACAACCUCAAUAUGAUAUCUUCGAUUAUCGACUUUUCUCUCACUGUUGAGCUGGCUAAAUAA
Molecule: messenger RNA, 516 nt
Organism: Encephalitozoon cuniculi GB-M1
Lineage: Eukaryota; Fungi; Microsporidia; Unikaryonidae
Exons: 1
Coding region: 1-516 (171 amino acids)
Source: RefSeq, marked provisional